Molecule: messenger RNA, 3340 nt
Organism: Syngnathus acus (greater pipefish)
Lineage: Eukaryota; Metazoa; Chordata; Actinopteri; Syngnathiformes; Syngnathidae
Gene: tlr21
Product: toll-like receptor 21
Exons: 2
Coding region: 375-3320 (981 amino acids)
Biological process (GO): toll-like receptor signaling pathway; immune response
Cellular component (GO): membrane
Molecular function (GO): protein binding; transmembrane signaling receptor activity
Source: RefSeq, a predicted model, not a curated record
UCCACAUCAUUUGGAAGGUUUCAACAAACUGAAUGUGGAAAGUUAAAACCAGUCAAGGAAAGGUGGAAGGUUUUAGCAAAUGAUUCUAGUCUACAUCCCAACAUAAUCAUACGAUCAGAGUAAGUUGUCAACCCUAACACCUUCCAUCACCCAAUUGUGUCUGCGUGUAAUUUUCAAAUGUGUUUGGAUUUGUUCAACCUUUAGUUGACGUCAGCAAAGUACCGGGGAAUUGUAAAGGGCAACAGUGUCAUUCGUCUUCCUCUUUCAGACAGAGAAAGAAGGUGACAAGACACAUUUCCUUUGAUAUCGGAUAUACUCGGAUGUAGGUCCAAAAUUAGCCUUUGAAGGACUCAGUGCAUUGAGAACGCUGAGCCAUGGCGGCUCUUGUCUAUCGGCUGUCGUGUCUCGCGCUAGUCUUGGCAGUGGCGGCAGCGUAUACCUUCAAGAAUUGCAUUGAGACGAGGGACGGAGCCAGGAACCUUGGCUUCAAAUGCAUCCAACGUAAGGAGACCAAUAUCUCCGCCAUCAUGGAUGACCUGCAGGGACAUGUCAUCAAUCUCAGCAUCUGGGGCAACUCCAUCCCGCACAUUCCCGACAAAGCCUUCACCCGCUUCACGGACCUUCAGCUGCUCCGGUUGGACAGCAACAAUGUGAGCACCAUUGACGCCUUGGCCUUCAGCGACCUGCACCAACUGAGGUCUCUCAACUUGUCCUUCAAUAACAUCUCUCAGUUGAGCCCCUCGCUCUUUGCGAGCUUGCACAAUCUCACUUUCCUCUUGCUGAGGGGCAAUCGACUCAAGCGGCUCCCGGUAGAAAUUUUCUUUGCCGUGCACAAGCUUGGCACUUUAAUACUGCAGGAGAAUCUCCUGACAAACUUCUCAGAGAUUGUCGAGUCGGUGUCCCACUUGGGGAAUCUGUCGAUUCUGAUGCUCUGCCACAAUAAGUUCACGUCUCUGGAGCACAACCGCAUUGCUUUCCCCAAGUCCCUCACCAAGUUGUACCUGUAUCAAAACAAAUUGUCCACGUUGGGAUGCCAGCGCUCCUUCCUCUCGGGGGUGGAGAUCUUGGAUUUGUCCUACAAUUCUAGACUGACCGCUGAGGAUUUUGCCGGUGUGGACCUGGAACGAACCAACUACCUCAAAUUGGACACCACCGCGGUUGACGUAAUCAAGCUUUUAAACAUCAGUAAUAUCCAGGCGGGCCACGUGGACUUCACUGGCACAGGUGUGAAGAACAGCUCUCUGCUGCUUGAGCUGUGCGAGGUGCUGAGACGAAAGAUGAAAUAUCUCAAUGACCUACGCUUGGGCAACAACAACAUACGGGAUCUUGCAAAUGACACGCUAUCCCGUUGCCCCACAAUCAGAAUGUCUCUGGAUCUAUCGCGAAAUCAAAUAACCUCCAGGAGCCUCCAGGAAAGUAACUCAACCUGCCUCCGUUUUCUCGGCGAGAAUCGAUCUUUAAAAACCAUCAUCAUGGAGAAUAACAAGCUAACCAGACUUUACUCGUGCAGGAAUGUGAGGCCUUUCCACAAGUUGGAGGAGCUGAAAUUACGCUACAACCGAAUUCUGAGUGUGUACUCCUACGCCUUCCAUCACACGCCAAACGUUGUCACCCUGAAUUUAAACAUCAACAACAUCGCCUAUCUGGCUCACAAAGCGCUCAAAGGGCUGGUCAGGCUCAGGACACUGCGUCUGGACAACAACCUCCUCACCGACCUCUUCUGCGACACCUUUGAGGACUUGACUUCACUGCAGACGCUCAACCUGCGCAACAAUCGUAUCUCUGUCAUUUUCAACAAGACCUUCUCCCGGCUUAACAAUCUGGCAACGCUGGACCUGGGAGGGAACAAGAUCAGCCAGAUUCGGCCCGCAGGACUUGAAGGACUUCGAAACUUGUCCAACUUAUACUUGGACGGAAACCACCUGAACCAGAUCGACAUGUGCCUCCAUCCCGUGUUUGAGGGCAUGCUUAAGGUCCUGGAUUUGGAGAACAACUUUAUUCACUUUUCCCGGCUCACCGUCAUAUCGCCAUUUGUGAAUCUCAGCAGACUCGAGGAUUUGAAGUUGGGCAACCAGCGUCUCUAUGGCCUCAAGCUGUUGCCACGCAAGUUUUUCCACGGCCUGGGUAACCUCACUUCUCUUUACCUCACCAACAAUCAAAUCUCGUACAUUGCCGUUGAUGCCUUUGAUGAGCUCAAGCGCCUGCGUUUCCUCACACUAAACAAGUGCUGCGACGUGAACAUUCCGCUACUGCCGGGCAUGUUCAAGAACCUUCGCAACUUGAGCAAGUUGACUUUAGAGAACGCGGGCAUCCAGAACUUCUCCCGGGAGGUGUUUGGCAAUCUCAGCCGGGUGCAGUCGUUGCAGCUCAACCACAACGGGAUGCAAAGCCUCGACGUGGGCAUGCUGAGCGACCUGCAUCGUCUGCGCUACCUGGACAUACGCAACCUUCCGCUCAGCUGCACCUGCCUUAAUUCACAGCUGCAGAACUGGACAGUGAUUAACCAAAGGGUCCAAGUGGUCUACGUCUACAACCUACCGUGCCAGGAGGGCCAGAAGAACUUCUACAACUUUGAGACAAACGUCUGCUACAUCGACCUGGGCGAGUUUCUCUUCUUCAGCACGGCGGUCGCCGCGGCUCUGUUGACAGUCAUCCCGCUGCUUUACGUUAAACUCUACUGGAAAAUGAAGUACGGCUACUACGUCUUUCGAUCCUGGUUUGGCGAGCAGUGGCGCAAAUUCAAGGAGGAGGAGGAGAAUUGCACGUACGACGCAUUUGUGUCAUACAAUUCCAACGACGAAGUGUGGGUCAUGGAGCAGCUGCUGCCCAAGCUGGAAGGCACCGGCUCGUCUCUGAAACUUUGCCUGCAUCACCGCGACUUUGAGCCCGGCCGGGACAUUGUGGACAACAUCGUGGCGGCUGUGUACAGUAGCCGCAAGACCAUCUGCGUGGUGAGUCGCAAUUUCAUCCAGAGCGAGUGGUGCUCCCUGGAGAUCCAGCUGGCCAGCUACCGGCUCUUUGACGAACACCGCGACGUGCUCCUGCUUGUCUUCCUGGAGCCCGUCUCAGAACGCCAAAUGUCCUCUUACCACCGCAUGCGGAAGGUCAUGCUCAAAAAGACGUAUCUGCAGUGGCCUUCCUCGGACUGCAUCAACCCCGAGCAGGCCCAGGAGCUCUUCUGGAAUCAGUUGCGUCGUGCAGUAAAGGCUGGGAGCAAACUGGAGAUGGAGGACGGUGACGAAACUCGGGCGGCUCCGGACGAUUUGGGAGAUUCUGACACUCAGACUCUCAUAGCGGAUGGAAACUAUUACACUUAUUAAAAUAACUGUGCGACUAAUUA